AUGAAGACUCACAUUGUUUUUAGCCUUUUUGCCUUCAUUUUUAAAGUACUCUUGCUCCAGCUAUAUUUUUUUCACCAAACUUUAGCUGCACCGUCACCAAUCAUUAAGUUUCCUGGAGACAACUCUCCCAAAACAGACAAAGAACUAGCAGUGCAAUACCUGAAUACAUACUAUGGGUGCCCAAAAGACAACUGCAAUUUAUUCGUGCUGAAAGAUACUUUGAAGAAAAUGCAGAAAUUCUUUGGGCUGCCUGAAACAGGAGAUCUGGAUCAAAACACUAUUGAGACGAUGAAGAAGCCCCGCUGUGGUAAUCCAGAUGUGGCCAAUUAUAACUUCUUUCCAAGAAAGCCAAAAUGGGAAAAAAAUCAGAUAACGUACAGGAUUUUAGGGUAUACACCGGAUUUGGACUCUGAAACAGUAGACGAUGCCUUUGCCCGAGCCUUUAAAGUCUGGAGUGAUGUCACACCACUGACAUUUUCCCGAAUUAAUGAUGGAGAAGCGGACAUUAUGAUUAAUUUUGGACGAUGGGAGCAUGGUGAUGGAUAUCCAUUUGAUGGCAAGGAUGGCCUCCUGGCUCAUGCUUUUGCACCUGGGCCAGGUGUUGGAGGCGACUCCCAUUUUGAUGAUGAUGAACAGUGGACUCUGGGAGAGGGACAAGUUGUUAAGGUGAAGUAUGGGAAUGCAGAUGGCGAAUACUGUAAAUUUCCCUUCCUAUUCAAUGAUAAGGAAUAUAACAGCUGUACUGAUGCAGGGCGCAAUGAUGGAUUCCUUUGGUGCUCAACCACAUACAACUUUGAUUCCGAUGGCAAAUACGGAUUCUGUCCCCAUGAAUCUCUUUUCACGAUGGGUGGAAAUAGUGAAGGGCAGCCAUGCAAGUUCCCCUUCAAAUUUCAAGGCACAUCCUACGACAGCUGUACAACAGAGGGAAGGACUGAUGGGUACCGGUGGUGUGGAACUACAGAAGACUACGACAGAGAUAAGAAAUACGGCUUCUGCCCAGAGACUGCAAUGUCAACGGUUGGUGGAAAUUCAGAAGGAGCUCCUUGCGUAUUCCCUUUCACUUUCCUUGGCAAUAAGUAUGAAUCCUGCACAAGUGCUGGACGUAAUGAUGGCAAGAUGUGGUGUGCUUCCACUAGUAACUAUGAUGAUGACCGCAAAUGGGGCUUUUGUCCAGAUCAAGGUUACAGUCUUUUCUUGGUUGCUGCUCAUGAAUUUGGCCAUGCCAUGGGACUAGAGCACUCUGAGGACCCAGGAGCUCUUAUGGCUCCAAUCUACACCUUUACCAAGAACUUCAGACUGUCUCAGGAUGAUAUUAAAGGAAUCCAGGAACUUUAUGGAGGAUCCACUGAUUUUGGGCCAGAUCCAGCUCCAACGCUUGGACCAGUCACCCCAACGUUAUGCAAACAAGACAUCAUAUUUGAUGGUAUAUCCCAAAUUAGAGGAGAAACCUUUUUCUUCAAAGACAGAUUCAUGUGGAGGACUGUAAACCCCCGAAAUAAACCCACAGGUCCCUUGCUUGUUGCUACAUUCUGGCCAGAGGUGCCAGAAAAAAUUGAUGCUGUCUAUGAGGCCCCUCAGGAAGAGAAGACCGUGUUUUUUUCAGGAAAUGAGUACUGGGUUUAUUCAGCCAGUACUUUGGAGAGAGGAUAUCCAAAGAAACUCACCAGUCUGGGGUUACCUCCCGAGGUACAACACGUCAAUGCAGCUUUUAACUGGAGCAAAAACAAGAAGACAUACAUUUUUGCAGGAGACAAGUUUUGGAGGUACAAUGAAGUAAAGAAGAAAAUGGACCCUGGGUUCCCUAAAUUAAUUGCUGAUGCUUGGAAUGGAGUUCCAGAUAACCUAGAUGCUGUGCUGGAUCUCAGCGGAAGUGGGUACAGCUACUUUUUCAAGGACUGGUAUUAUCUAAAACUGGAAGCCACUAGCUUGAAGAUCGUUAAAGUUGGCAAUGUAAAAUCCGAUUGGCUGGGUUGCUGA
Molecule: messenger RNA, 1977 nt
Organism: Emys orbicularis (European pond turtle)
Lineage: Eukaryota; Metazoa; Chordata; Testudines; Emydidae
Gene: MMP2
Product: matrix metallopeptidase 2
Exons: 13
Coding region: 1-1977 (658 amino acids)
Biological process (GO): proteolysis; tissue remodeling; collagen catabolic process
Cellular component (GO): extracellular matrix
Molecular function (GO): zinc ion binding; metalloendopeptidase activity
Source: RefSeq, a predicted model, not a curated record